CCCACCAGUUUUGUUAUUUUAUAAAAGCCUCAUGAGAAUAAAAAAACUUUGUUUUUUUCUUUCCCAUAACUUUCAUACAGUAUGUCCAGCUCUAUUAUUUGUUCUGGAAAUUCCAACAAGGAAUUUAGAUUCAUUGUAAAAAACAAUGAUACCUAUACUUACAGAACGGCCGGCACAGUAGAGAAUAAUAUCCCUUUAUCUAGCAUUGAAGGACAUCCUAAUGCCACUUUUGAAGGAUUAUGUGCAUACGCAAGUGAAACUGAUUCCAUGUAUCUUAGUUUCAAAAGCACUGUCAACACUACCGAACAAGUUUAUGAUACCACCGUAUCAACAAUAUAUCAUCUUGGUUCCAACAAAUUAUCUGAAACGAGCAUCAGAUUACAAAAUACGACUUUGUUUUCAUUUUUACCUAUUAGAGGUUAUAAUAACACAUCGCAUUUAGCAUAUAUUGUUUCCGACAAUAAUCAGUAUAGACUCAAUUUGACGGACUUUCAUUUGGGUGACUCCACAUCCAGAGAGAUUUCUGGUCCUGGUGUUUUGGCUGUCGGCGGAGGUGGUUCACAAAAUCUCUUUCUCAUCCAAGCCAAUUCAAUCGACGAGUACAGAUUAGGCGAAUUGGAUUUUGCGCAGACUACAUUCAAGACUCAGCUUAGAAUAAAUCGGGGGACGGUUGGCAAGGUGCUAUCAUUUAAUAAUAUAGAUUACAUAUCUGUAUAUGAUCCAGAAAGAGAGGAAUUAGAUCUAUUAGUGCAUAACGUUGCUGGAACGAAAUAUGAAAACAUUUCAAUGAGUAACGGUCAUCCGGACUUGAGUGUGAGCACCCCCGCACAAUCUUAUAAUGGUACAAUCCCUGCGGUUAACAUAACAUCAGCUGUGUCCCACCAGACAUUCAGAGAGGCUACAACUACCAAGCCCGCAUCAGCCACUAGUAAAGACAAUAGCAAAAAAUCAACUGCAACUACAACAUCAACCGAAAGCGACACCAGGCCUACUGAAGUCAAAAAUGAUAAAGAAGGUAAAAUAUUUUCGAAAGAAAAGAGAGGCCUACUGGAUGUUGGAAGCGAUUCACAAUCACUCGACGGAUCUUACGUGUAUAAAAGAAUGAAUGUCUCAAGUAAUGAUAAUUCGCCUAUUUCAAUUGUUGCAUUAAUAUCAUCAGAAGCAUCAUCAGAGAGUCAACCCUAUGAAAUUUAUUAUGUUUCUGGAAACGACACAGCAGGCUAUAAUGUCCAAAUGUUAGAUACUAGCCCGGGUAGUGUCGAAAGCGAAGAACCAGUAGGCAAUUUAAGUGGGGGAGCAAUUGCGGGUAUUGUAAUUGGUAUUCUCAUUUUCAUCGCUCUUGUGACAGGACUCUUAUAUUACACAAAAAGAAGCAAGCGAGCUAAAAAUACGACAUCAAGGUCUUAUAAUAGCAUGCCAUUAUCUAUUCAACCUGAUAUUUUGGAAACGCCAUACUUAGGUGCUAUUAACCAUAGUAAAACUAGUAGCAUUUUACAAGAAACGAAAAACGUACCUGAUGAAUAUCGUGAUCUUAAUAGACCUGACAUCAGACCAUUAUCAUACAUCAACGAUAAGGUUGACUAUGCGGAACUUUCAGACGAUGAAUUACUCUUAUUAGAGCCUGAUGUUCAAGGACCUUUGUUUUUGUUUAGUGGUGUAUAUACAUCUCAUGAAGAGGAAAAGGUGACAUACUUGAAAGAAGGGUAUGCUAUUCGUACAUUUGAUGCAGAUGAUGGACACAAACAUACAAUUCACUAUUUCUCUUCAGCAAAUCUGGAUACAUUUACUCGAUCUGUGUUUGGAAUAAUACGUUGCUCAUCAUCCACCGAAGAGAAUUAUGUAAUGAAGAGUGAAAGGGCGAUUGUACUUUGCAAACCCACGCCAGAGUUCAGCUAUCAGUACAUUUGGAUUACAUCACCCAUGAUACCCGAAAAUUCACUCUAUUAUUUAUUAUUUGAAAGAACAUCAUGGACAUUUGUUGAUCACCAUAAUGCAGACUACAAAAUCUGGUCUAUCUACUCCAUUUUAAAAAGUAUAGAAACUUUACACAGCCACAAAAUUAUUCAUUCAGCUAUCGACUUAAAAGCAUUUUAUUACGACCAUGAAACAAAAGCAACCGACUGGAGACUAGGUAAUUUUGGCUAUGCUCAAUCGAGUUCAAAUCCAGUAGCACUACAAUCACCUUAUACCUCCUUUACUGCGCCUGAAAUAGUUUAUUACAACAAAGGAGGUAGUGAAUUAUCUGACCUUUGGUCUGCUGGCUGUGUCAUAUACACUGUUGCAACUGGGGGUCUAUUGUUAUUUGAUGAUGCCACUCAGGUUAAAAACCUUGUCACAUUUAACGAUGACAUGAAGCAACAUUUAAAGGUUCAAAUUCGUGACCAAGUAGAAAACCAUGUAUUUAAGACCAUUUUAGAUGAUUUGCUUAAAGUAGAUCCCUUUCAAAGAAAAGGAAUAUCUGAAAUCAUGGAUUACUGGAAUGGCAUUUAUAACAUGGAUGAAUAAUUAUCCGCAUAUAGACUAUUCUAUUAAUAAAAUAAAUCUUUAUGCUCUU
Messenger RNA from Mucor mucedo, 2554 nucleotides. RefSeq lists its product as uncharacterized. The record is from RefSeq and is a predicted model, not a curated record. Gene Ontology annotation, molecular function: ATP binding; protein kinase activity. NCBI's taxonomy places the organism in Eukaryota, Fungi, Mucoromycota, Mucoromycetes, Mucorales, Mucoraceae. Gene Ontology annotation, biological process: protein phosphorylation. The transcript is spliced from 4 exons. The coding region runs from base 82 to 2505 and encodes 807 amino acids.